AUGUUAAUUUCCACACUUGUUCUGAAGGAACCAGAGGGAGGUGUGAUGACCCGAGAAACCGCAAUACGCCUUAUACAACGGCAUGAACGAGCCCGACAAGGUCGUCUACGCGCUAAGUUCAUGAUGGAAAUCCGUCAACAAGAGGAGGCAGAUGAGGCUAGAAAACUGAAUUCAAAGCCUUUGGAGCCGAUAGAGGCAGCUAUUCGUCUCCAGAAGGUUUUAUUUAUAGCAUUUUUUGUUAAUUCCUUCUAA
Molecule: messenger RNA, 252 nt
Organism: Protopolystoma xenopodis
Lineage: Eukaryota; Metazoa; Platyhelminthes; Monogenea; Polystomatidea; Polystomatidae
Source: the annotation of a GenBank genome assembly